This is a messenger RNA of Polyodon spathula (Mississippi paddlefish), 4845 nucleotides long. RefSeq names its product filamin-A-interacting protein 1 (gene filip1b). The transcript is spliced from 7 exons. NCBI's taxonomy places the organism in Eukaryota, Metazoa, Chordata, Actinopteri, Acipenseriformes, Polyodontidae. The record is from RefSeq and is a predicted model, not a curated record. Bases 239 to 3892 code for a protein of 1217 amino acids.
AACUCUCUGAGAAGAAAGUAUAUUCUUUCAUUUUUGGUGUACAACAUUUCCUGCAUGACAUCAGUGGUUGCUAUGCUCAAAGGAGGAGGAGAAGAAGACGAAGAAGAAUAAGGCUUCUCAUCCAGUGUUCCUCUGCGCUGGAGGCAGUGAACUGAGGUCAAGGCUCCUGUCUUUUCAUUAGGAUUAACUUGGCUGUGGAACAGUGCCUUUGUGUUGACAACAUUGUGUUCAGGUAGGGAUGAGGUCCCGGAAUAAUGGUGUGGAAUGUCCACCCGAUGGACAAAUUUGCAUCUCCCAGCCAAACAACAGGAAUGUGGAGGAGGAUGAAGGAAGUUCCCAGGGCUCCAAGAAGAAGAAGAACAAAUCUCAACAGCAGACACUGGGAGAGGUCAUGGUUUCAGGCACUGUGAAAAGACAGCUGAAGACCUUGGAGGCCAGUGUCCAAAACAACAAGUUGAUUGAGCUUUCUAAAGAUGAUCUGCUCCGUCUCCUCGGCAUAAUGGAAGGAGAAGUACAGGCACGAGAGGAUAUCAUUCACAUGCUAAAGACAGAGAGGACCAAGCCUGAGGUGCUGGAAGCUCAGUAUGGAUCGUCAGUCCCAGACAAUGCUCUGCGUGCAUUACACAGGGACACUGUCCUCACCAAAGCAACGUUCAUAGGAGAUGAUGUGUAUGAGACACCCAUGGCAGAGCUGGACAGGCUGGAAGAUAAACACAGAGAGACGUACCGCCGCAUGCUGGAGCAGCUCCUUCUGGCAGAGAAGUGUCAUCGGCGCACCGUGAACGAGCUGGAGAAUGAGAAGCGGAAGCACAACGACUACAUGAACAAGAGCGAUGACUUCACCAACCUCCUGGAGCAGGAGAGAGAGAGAUUAAAACGGCUUUUAGAACAAGAAAAAGCCUACCAGACACGCAAAGAAAAGGACCACAACAAGAGACUCAAUAAAGUGAGAGAGGAGCUGGUGAAGCUCAAGUCCUUUGCACUGAUGCUGGUGGACGAAAGGCAGAUCCAUAUCGAGCAGAUCGAUCAACAAACACAGAAGGUCCAGGACCUGAGUCAGAAGCUACAAGAAAAAGAGCAAAAACUGAAAGCUGUCAACAGUAAAACAAAAGAGGACUGCCAGAAGAUCCUGAAGCUUGAAACCGACCUGGAGCACAAGUCCACAAAGUUUGUGCAGGAGCAUGAGGAGAUGGCAGCCAAGCUAGCCAAUCAGGAGUCCCAGAACCAUCAGCUGAGGCUGAAGCUGGUCGGAUUGACACGCAGAAUCGAGGAGCUGGAGGAAACGAACAAGGUUCUUCAGAAGGCAGAGGAAGAGCUACAGAAACUGAGAAACAAGAUAAGCACGGGAGGAAGUGGGAACUCAAGCCUCAUGGCAGAGGUGGAGAAUCUCCGCAAGAGAGUGCUGGAGAUGGAGGGGAAAGAUGAAGAGAUAACAAAGACAGAAUCCCAGUGCAGAGAGCUGAAGAAAAAACUGCAAGAGGAAGAGAAUCAUAGCAAAGAGUUAAAGCAUGAAGUGGAAAAACUGCAGAAGAGGAUGGUGGAACUUGAAAAAUUAGAAGGGGCCUUCAAUGUUAGCAAAUCCGAAUGCACACAGCUACACGCUAGCUUGGAGGAAGAGAAGAGCCUGAGCAAAGAUUUGAUCAAUGAGUUAGAAGGCGUGAAAGCUCGGGUGAAAGAUCUCGAGGCUUUAGAGUUGAGACUGGAAAAAACAGAAUUAAGCUUAAAGGAUGACCUGACAAAGCUAAAGUCUUUUACAGUCAUGUUGGUGGAUGAAAGAAAAAAUAUGUCAGAAAAGGUUAAACAGGAGGAAAAGAAGGCCAAUUGUUUAAGCCAAAUGGUUAAGAUUGAACAAAACAAGGUUAUGGAAGUGACUGAGAAGCUUAUAGAGGAAAGCAAAAGGCUACUAAAAUUUAAAUCUGAGAUGGAAGGAAAGAUGUCUGGCCUUGUAAAAGAGAAAGAGGCACUACAGAUCAAUCUCAGGAGUGAGGAAGAGAAGUCAAAUGAAUUAAACUGUAAGGUUGGCUUCAUGAAAAAGAGACUUGACGCUCUUGAAGAUGCUGAACGGGAGGCAGCUAGAGGCAAGGUUAAGAAAGAGUUUGGUAGGCAUACUGAAGCAACUGGACAAGAAGACAACAAGGUUAAGGAGCUAACGCUUGAAAUUGAAAGACUGAAAAACCGUCUAAAACAGUUGGAGGUGGUAGAAGGUGACCUGAUGAAAACAGAGGAUGAAUAUGACUUGUUGGAUAAAAAGUUUAGAACUGAACACGACAAGGCCAACCUUCUUUCUCAACAGCUGGAAGAAAUGAAAAGUCAAAUUGCCAGGAACAAAGCAAUAGAAAAGGGAGAAGCAGUGAGCCAAGAAACAGAGUUACGCCAAAGGUACAAGAUGGAGGAGAUGAAAACCAGAGAUCUUCAGGCAGAUGUUCAGGCCCUGAAGGAGAAGAUUCAUGAGCUGAUGAACAAAGAAGAUCAGCUUUCUCAGCUACAGGUUGAUUAUUCUAUCCUUCAGCAGAGGUUUAUAGAAGAAGAAAACAAAAAGAAAAACAUGAGCGUGGAGGUUCUGAACCUGACCAAAGAGUUGGAGAUUACAAAACGGUACAGUCGCGCUCUCAGACCUAGCACGAAUGGUAGGAGGAUGGUAGACGUUCCAGUGACAUCUACCGGAGUGCAGACAGAUUCAGUAGCCAGUGAAACAGCUGAAGAGGACACACCUGCUGUAUUCAUAAGAAAAUCAGUCCAGGAAGAGAACCACAUUAUGAGCAGCCUGCGCCAAAAGGGCCUGAAGAAGCCGACAGAACGGCCAGCUGUGCUUGAGCGCUACCCUCCUGCAACCAGUGAGCUCAGCAUGAGAAAGGCAUGGAUUCCCUGCAUGAAGAGAAAGGAACAUGGUCCUCCGUCUGUCCCAGAAAAAGCAACGCAAUCUAGUGGGAACUCAGCACGGGCUGAAGUGGUGGUUUCACAAAAACAAGGCCAGCCCUUACAUAUCCGUGUCACACCCAACCAUGAACACAGCACAGCAACGUUGGAAAUAACCAGUCCAGCUUCAGAAGACUUCUUUUCAAGUGCCACUGUAAUUCCUACACUCGGGCUUCAGAAACCACGAAUCACAAUCAUUCCAACUCCCAGUGUUGGUUCGCCGAAGAGCAAAACAGGGGAAACCCUGUGGUCUGCAGAGCGCACUAUGUCUCCUGUUACAAUCAUCACUACGUCAAAGGGGAAGUCCCCAGAAACAGGCAAAACACCUUUUACAGAUAGACCCUUAUCUCCUAUCCAGACGAUGACAGUGUUUACAUCAGCAGCGGCCGAUGUUUCAGUGUCCCCAGAACCUCAGGAGAUGACCAUGGGACGCGCUGUUUUUAAGGUAACCCCAGAGAAACAGGCCGUGCCCACACCGAUCAGAAAGUACAACUCCAAUGCUAAUAUUAUAACUACAGAGGACAACAAAAUUCACAUUCACUUGGGGCCCCAGUUCAAGAGAUCUUCCACUGCUUCCUUAGAGAACCCUAAUCCAACAAUCACUGUUCGGCCAGUUACUGUGACAACGGAAAACAAGGAAGUUACGACAGGUACUGUCUUACGUUCUCCUCGUCAUAACACAGCCCCCAAGACUGGCACCAGUAAAGUGACAAGCAGCAUCACCAUAACAGCUGUUAGCACUGCCUCUACCAGACCUACGCAGUCAGUGCCUGGGCAGGAAGGGCCUCCAGCUCGCCCUGCACCCACACGCAUCCCGAUGACAAAAGGUAUGAAAGCAGGGAAACCAGUUUUAGGAGCCUUGGGAGCAGCAAAUAUGGCAAAAUUAGAGUCCCGGUCUGAUAGCCAGUCAAUCAAAAUUGAAGUGAAGAAGUCUGUAGUCAGCAGCUCUAACCCUCUGGCUGGAGGAAAGGGCUGAGGACAGGAGCCUGUGAAGGGAAAGCAUUGCUAUACAUCAAAUGAAAAUGCCCUCAAGAUGAAGCAUUGCUAUACAUCAAAUGAAAAUGCCCUCAAGAUGAAGCAUUGCUAUACAUCAAAUGAAAAUGCCCUCAAGAUGAAGCAUUGCUACACAUCAAAUAAAAAUGCCCUCAAGAUGAAAUGACGCUGAUGCUGCCAUGUUUCCAUUACUUCACCUUGCCUCCUGUGGGAUGAAGCCAUGCUGUAGGCCUCAAGCCAGCAUGGUCAACACAGAGUUUUAUGCUACAGCUGACACAGGUGCUGGAACUAUGGGGUGCUGGUGGUGUGGCAGCAUUGCUUCCAUCAUAUGCAGGGGUUUCAGUUUUGUUCAAUGGCUUUCAGCACCCCCACUAUACUGAUUAUAACCUUUAAAAACUUAAACACAUUGAAUAAAGCUGCUGCGCUUAACACACAGUCACAAAAACAUCCUUAAAGGGUUUAUUACAACUCUGAUACCAUUGCCUGUUUAAAUUAUAUUAAGAAGUCAGGUCAUAAAUGUACUGCUUCAAAUUUCAGGCCCGUUUUUGGAUUAUUGUUAUUCUAUUUUAAUAGCUGCUAGGCUCACAGCAAGCAUGCCUCUGCAAUGUCUGAAUGAAACAAUAUUCAUAAACAGAAUAUUUACUUAUUAAAUGUUUUGUCAGUACUACCAUUCUUUUGUGUGGUAAAGCAUAAUGUCCAAACAGGUUUGACACACUCACCUUUGGCUGGAAGGAGACGCAUGACUCUCGUUCUUACAUAGACACAAUGUUUUGUUCAUAGUGUUCUUUACUCAAAAUGCUUUAAACAAUAAAAGUUUGUAUAGUCUGUCUGUUUGUGUCUUUUACUACCCACCACCCACCCCCAAAUUAGUGGCAAAAUAUGAAGCUUUUAUUAAAAUGUGAAUGACGAACAAUAUACAACGUUAGCAACCACCAA